UUAUCGUAAAAAAAGCGCGCAGGCACACGCAAAGUCUGAAUAAAUUUGUUUUCUUUUGUGUAAAGUAUUAUAGGUGCUAAUAAUAAUAAUAAUAAUAAUGGCACUUUGGGUAGACAAAUACCGGCCCCGUGAAUUAUCUAAAUUGGAUUAUCAUAAGGACCAGGCUGAAAAUCUACGCAAUCUAUGCAAGCAAAGUGAUUUUCCACAUCUCAUGUUCUAUGGACCCUCCGGAGCUGGCAAGAAGACCCGGAUAAUGUGUCUUCUGCGUGAAAUGUAUGGUCCCGGAGUGGAGAGGCUGCGCAAUGAAACGAUGAACUUCACAACGCCUUCAAACCGAAAGAUUGAUAUAAUGACAGUUGGAAGCAAUUACCACCUGGAGGUGAAUCCCUCAGAUGCUGGCAUGUACGAUCGGACUGUUGUCAUAGACUUGAUUAAACAGGUUGCACAAACGCAUCAAAUAGACAUCAACGGUCAGCGAGAGUUUAAAGUAAUUGUCAUCUCUGAAGGAGACGAACUUACCAAAGACGCCCAGCAUGCGCUCCGUCGCACUAUGGAAAAAUACGUCGCUACAUGCCGCAUUAUACUCUCGGUCAACUCCACAUCUCGCAUCAUUCCGGCUAUCCGUUCGCGUUGCCUGGGCAUUCGAGUGCCAGCACCUAACGAAACGGAAAUGACGGCCGUCCUACAAAACACAUGCAAACGCGAAGGUCUCGUAUUGCCGCCCGAGUUGGCCAAGCGUGUAAUCGAGAAAUCCGAUAGGAAUUUGAGAAGAGCACUUCUGAUGCUAGAGGCCUCCAAAGUACAACAAUACCCGUUUACGGCGAACCAGCAAAUAGCCGAGCUGGACUGGCAAGUGUAUCUGCGAGAGACAGCAUCCCAAAUUGUGAGCGAGCAAACACCAGCCAAGCUAGAAAAGAUACGAGAUCGUUUGUACGAGUUACUUUCGCAAGGUGUGCCACCGAAUCUCAUCUUCCGGGGCCUUGUUGAGCAGCUGGUGAACAAUUGUGAUAUGUCCAUUAAGGCAAAGACAUUGGAGUAUGCCACCCAAUACGAACAUCGCAUGCAGAAUGGUGCAAAACAUAUUUUCCAUCUGGAGGCAUUUGUGGCUCAAUUUAUGAACAUCUACAAAAAGUUUCUCGCCGAACUCGUGAUGACAGAUGACUUUUAACUUAAUUAUAAUAUAUAUAUACUUUUUCUAUGAAACCCACUAAAUACAUGUGAAGUGCUUAACCUAUA
Messenger RNA from Drosophila hydei, 1236 nucleotides. RefSeq names its product replication factor C subunit 3 (gene RfC38). Gene Ontology annotation, biological process: DNA repair; DNA-templated DNA replication. The transcript has 2 exons. Gene Ontology annotation, cellular component: nucleus; DNA replication factor C complex. Gene Ontology annotation, molecular function: DNA clamp loader activity; DNA binding. The record is from RefSeq and is a predicted model, not a curated record. Lineage: Eukaryota; Metazoa; Arthropoda; Insecta; Diptera; Drosophilidae. The coding region runs from base 98 to 1168 and encodes 356 amino acids.